GAUUGAGCAGUGACCAGUAAAGACGUAUAAUUUGAUAACUCCAUCUACGAAGAAUACCAAAUAAGUGAACAAUACAACAAGUCGCAGUUUCAUGAGCCUUAUUAUAAAACAAAGAUGAUCAAAGAAAUCAGAAACUGCUGGCUGACACUCAAUAGCAGAGAACACUUUGAUACCAUGGAUGAACUAGACAACGCUUAUGCAGACACUCGCAACAGCUACCAACAAGCAGUGGGGGGUGAGAAUUUCGACAAAGAGAUGCUUGAUGUGAUGAUUAAAUCCCGAGGUGUCGCUGACAGAACGAAACAACUAGCCGGCUCUGAUAGUAAGAUACCUGCUGGCCUUAACCUUGGUGGACAGUGCAUGAUGAGGAUACAAAACUCUAUUCUAUUCUUCCGUCGACUGAAGCUACGUAACAACACGCACUUCCACAUAGAUUACAUCCAUAACGAUCUACUAAACAUGCAGUUAGAAACGAGGAUAUCACUGAACGACCUCCAUCUUGUUGGCACUUACGAGAGAUCCGUCACAGCCAAGGAUCCCUCUAUUUUAUACUACACCCCUACAUUUGGCGAAGUCGAAUUCCUUCUAAAAGAUGUACAAUACAAAAUGGAAGGCAGAUAUCGUUUGGUGCAAGACAGACUAUACCUUGAAUUAGUUAUGUCAUUAAUUAAAGUCAACGAUAUACUUAUGUUUUACACAAGCAAAACAGCCAAGAGCCCAUCAUUGUCCUUGCAACGCCAAAAUAUAGAGGAGUUUCUGGACCGUCUCAAAGUGGACCUCGACAUGUGGCUACGAGACUACUUCAACGACUAUCUAUUGAAUUUCGGCCUGGCUGGCUCUGCCGCUAACGCUAAAUUUCGGCAAUACGAUAAGAAGAAAGCGUUAAUAUUAAACGAAUAUGUGGACACCGCGUUAUCGCUCAUGAAACGACGUCUACACAAGUUAAAAGCCUCAGCUGUAAAAUUACCCGCAUUUUCAAUAUACUCCGUGAACGGUGUGACAUUGAAGUUAACAAAUGGACGACUCCAAGGACUAGACAGCAUGUACAGACGAUCGGUUGCUACCGGCGCAAAAAGCGAAAAAAAUCGUAAAGUGGACGCUGUUAUUGGAUUUAGCAAUCUUAAGGUUAUAUACAACUAUAAUGCAGAGCUGACGACAGAAGCACCCCCACUAAGCGGUCAGCUGUUCUUGACCGCUGAUGACCUCACCGCACGUUUGGGCAUAAUGAUGGUUAAGAAUUCAGAGACUGUCGACAUACGUUUUGAUUUCCUACGACAAGUGAAACCAGAAUCAAUAAUCGUAGAAGGACCAAUCAAUAGGAUGAUAACAAACUUCAGAUAUCUAUUAGAACUCCAUAUAGUUGCCAUGAUGAGUAACACUAUGCUUUAUCAAAUAAAACUGCUCAGCACUUUAACUAGAUGCAAACCAAAUUUUGUUGCUGAUAUUGAUCCAAAUGACAUCAAAUACCAAAACAGUAAAGAAACUAAUGAAAUUUAUUCCGAUUAUAAUCAACAUUCAACUAAUGAUAAUGAUGAAAAUAAAAGUAAUGAAGGUAAAACAGGAGAAAAGAAAAAUAAUGAUGAGGAAUCUAAAGAACAACCUGCCUCUAUUGAACAACUCCCGCAGAGGACUGAAGUUUUACCAGAAACAACAAAGACUGAUGGGGAGAAAAAGCAUAGGACAGAAAAUAAGUCAAAAAGAAAAGAAGACCAUAUACCAGUAGAAACCAAAAACCAAACAGAAAUUUCUCCUGAGGCUGAUUUUGUCCUCAAUAAACAGGAUAGUAUAGAAAUGGAAUUGCCUCCGAAAGUAGAAUCUCAUGAGGGACAAAGACAAUCAAUAAAAUACGACGAAACAUUUAGUAUCAGUAAACUUAAAUCGCAAUAAAAAUAUAUUGAUCUUA
Galleria mellonella (greater wax moth) is the source of this 1903-nucleotide messenger RNA. RefSeq lists its product as uncharacterized. The coding region runs from base 115 to 1887 and encodes 590 amino acids. The transcript has 13 exons. Lineage: Eukaryota; Metazoa; Arthropoda; Insecta; Lepidoptera; Pyralidae. The record is from RefSeq and is a predicted model, not a curated record.